Puma concolor (puma) is the source of this 1739-nucleotide messenger RNA. It is a transcript of the gene NUP50, whose product is annotated as nucleoporin 50. Gene Ontology annotation, cellular component: nuclear pore. The record is from RefSeq and is a predicted model, not a curated record. Gene Ontology annotation, biological process: protein import into nucleus. NCBI's taxonomy places the organism in Eukaryota, Metazoa, Chordata, Mammalia, Carnivora, Felidae.
GGCGAGGCGAGGCCCCUAGAGGACAUGGUGUUUGAGACCCGGGGCUUGCUGACCACCAAGUCUUUCGAGAACCUCGGCGCACCGGAAGCGACCAGGCGCGCCCAACCGGGCGAGCAGCGGCCGCUCCAGACCCGAGGCCCGCGCGGCUGCAACCUCGCACCUGCUCGCUGUCGCGCACCCGGCUUUCGGCGCACCCACACCCCAGCGAGUGCCGCGGCGGCCGCCUGGGAGGGUUGAAACAAUGGCCAAAAGAAUUGCUGAGAAGGAAUUGACCGACAGGAACUGGGAUCAAGAAGACGAAGCAGAGGAGGUGGGAACAUUCUCAGUGGCCAGUGAGGAAGUCUUGAAGAAUAGAGCCAUAAAGAAAGCAAAGCGUAGAAAUGUUGGAUUUGAAUCUGAUAGCGGAGGGGCCUUUAAAGGUUUUAAAGGUUUGGUCGUACCAUCUGGAGGAGGAGGGUUUUCUGGAUUUGGUAACGGUGCCGGAGGGAAGCCUCUGGAAGGACUGUCUAACGGAAGCAGCAUAACUAGUGCCCCUCCCUUCUCCAGUGCCAGGGCAGCCGGCGAGACCAAGGCAGCCUUUGGAUCUGUUGCCACAAAUGGUCCUACCUCCUUGGUCGAUAAAAAGAUUUUAAAUCCCAAAACUAACGGUGACAGCCAGCAGCCCUCUUCCUCCGGCCUCCCCUCUAGCACGGCCUGCCCCAGGAACGCCUAUCACAAGCAGCUGGCUGCCUUAAACUGCUCGGUGCGGGACUGGAUCGUGAAGCACGUGAACACAAACCCGCUCUGCGACCUGACGCCCAUCUUCAAAGACUACGAGAAAUACCUGGCAGGGAUCGAGCAGCAGCUCGGGAGCAGCGGCAGCUGCAGGGAUUCCGAAGGCGACUCCGACAAGACGCCCGGCGCCACCCCGUCUCCCUCCCUCUUUGGGUCAACGAAGUCACAGCAGGAGUCAACAUUUUUGUUUCAUGGCGGCAAAACCGAGGACACGUCCGAAAAGAAGACGGAGGCGGAUCCUGAAAAGAAAGCGGACCCGUCGGCGGGAGCAGCAGGUGCCUCGUUUCACUUUAGCAAGAAGAUCGAGAGUUCUGCCUUGGGCUCCUUAAACUCUGGCCCCCUGACUGGGUUUUCAUUCUCUUCUGGAAACUCCGGUUUAUUUGGCAAAGAUAUUAGCCAGAAUAAACCGGUCUCUUCACCGUUCGCCACAAAGACGCUGGAGGUACAAGCCGACGGCGGCAGCAACGAACGCAAAGGCGGAGAUGAAGAAGAGAAUGACGAGCCACCCAAAGUAGUAGUUACUGAAGUGAAAGAAGAAGAUGCGUUUUACUCCAAAAAGUGUAAACUAUUUUACAAGAAAGACAAUGAAUUUAAAGAGAAAGGUGUGGGUACUUUGCAUUUAAAACCUACAACAAAUCAGAAGACACAGCUUUUAGUGCGGGCAGACACCAAUUUAGGCAACAUACUGCUGAAUGUCCUGAUCCCGCCCAAUAUGCCGUGCACCCGAACGGGGAAAAACAACGUACUUAUUGUGUGUGUCCCAAACCCACCCAUCGAUGAGAAGAACGCCACCGUCCCGGUCACCAUGUUAAUCCGGGUAAAAACAGGUGAGGACGCAGAUGAGCUGCACAAAAUUUUACUGGAGAAAAAGGACGCCUGAACGCCCUCCCUCUGCGGAGUCGCUGCCGAGCUGCUGCCCCCCCUCCCCCGCCCUCCGCGUAGUCAGCCCGCCGCGGACGGUAACU